GCUAUUACUUUGAACUGAGGACUUUAUCAGGUUUGUAGAGAGGAAGAGGCAUUCUGCUUACAUUUGAAAAGUGUAACAUGGUGGUGUGGAGAUGCUGUGGGGUCUGGCAGUUUGUGUGUGUCCAUCCAACUGUGAGUCUGUCCUGGAGGGCAGAUGAGAGAGAGUUCUGAAUCUCAGGAGGAUGUGGGAUUGACUUGGGCUCUUCAGGGAGAAAGAAUGCCUGAGGAAGAACCCACACAUUUUGCUGAUGACCAUAGUGUAGGAAGGAUUGAUGAGGAUGGCGAUACUCAUGGUAAAAACUUUUUUCUCAGAUUCUCACCAAAACCUGCUUCUUCAUGAGGAUGAAUGGGAACAGUGAAGCUCCCAGCUUUCCUCACCUGAGCACCAUGUUUUUCUGUGAAAUCAGUGUUGGGAUCAUAGCCAACACUGCUCUGCUUCUCUCCCACAUCCCCACAUUUCCUCUCAAGCACAGGCCCAAGCCCACUGACUUGACCAUUGGUCACUUAGCUCUUGUCCACCUAGUGAUGCUGCUGACUGUGGGGUUCAUAACUGCAGACAUUUUGGGGUCUCAGGGUUUAAGGGAUGACAUAAUAUGUAAGUCAGUGAUUUACUUGUACAGGCUGAUGAGGGGCCUGUCCUUUUGUGCCACCUGCCUGCUGAGUGUCCUCCAGGCUGUCACCCUCAGCCCCAGAAGCUGCUGCUUGACAAAGUUCAAGUGUAGCUCCUCACCUCAGAGCCUCUGCUGCUUUUCCUUCUUGUGGGUCUUUAAUAUGCUCAUCAGUGGUCGCUCCUUGAUCUCUAUUGUUGCCACUCCCAAUGUCACCACACACAGUCUCAUGUUUGUUACUAAGUCCUGCUCUCUUUUUUCUACAAAUUACUUGUUCAGGUAUAUGUACUUCUCCCUUGUGACCUUCCAGGAUGUUUUCCUUAGACUCAUGGCCCUCUCCAGUGGGUACAUGGUGACCCUCUUGUGCAGGCAUAAGAGGCAGUGCCAGCACCUUCACAAUACCAGCCUGUCUCCAAAAGCAUCCCCAGAACAGAGGGCCACAAGGACCAUCCUGCUGCUCAUGGGUCUCUUUGUGGUCAUAAACUUUUGGGACUUCACUGUCUCCCUCUUUUCUGCAAUGUCAUGGAACAAUGAUCAAGUUCAUUGUUGUGUCCAGAUGCUGGUGGGCAAUGGCUAUGCCACACUGAGUCCUUUGGUGUUAAUCAGCACCAAGAAACAAAUGAUGAGGUUCUUAACAUCCCUGUGGGGUAAGGAUGCAAAUGCUUAG
Molecule: messenger RNA, 1274 nt
Organism: Ictidomys tridecemlineatus (thirteen-lined ground squirrel)
Lineage: Eukaryota; Metazoa; Chordata; Mammalia; Rodentia; Sciuridae
Source: RefSeq, a predicted model, not a curated record